AUCCAGGUGUCAGAGUAGCUUACGGUGCGCAGCAGUAGUCAGGGAGCUGACCUUCAGUCCAGGAGACUCCGAGGUAGCCUUGCUGGCGUUUGUAGGCCUGGCGUCUCUUCUAUCAGCUUUUCAUGUUCUGUUGUCAUUUGUAGCUCCCCAGAUUCAGGUUCCAGCGGUUCAUCCAGCGGUGGCAGUUCAGCCGGGUGUAGUGGCUCAGACCAACGAGGGAGCGAUCCAGGUGUCGGAGCAGCUUAUGGUAUGCAAUAGUAGUCAGGGAGCCGACCUUCAGUCCACGAGACUCCGAGGUAGCCUUGCCGGCGUUCGCAGGCCCGGCGUCUCUUCUAUUAGCUUUUCAUGUCCUGUUGUUAUUUAUGACAUACUGCUUACUGGAGAUGACUUGGAGGAAAUUCAGCAUAUCAAGGGUUUUCUAAACAGUGAACUCAAAGUCAAAAAUCUAGGAGACAUACAUUAUUUUGUAAGGACGGAAAUUUUGCGAGAAAGGGAAUAUUUUAUUGUAAGCCAAAGAAGAUUUACCUUAGAUAUGCUACAUGAAUUUGAUGUAUCGCAUCUGUCUCGAGUCAAUUCUCCACUUGAUCCUUCCUCCAAGCUUAAAGGUCAUGAUGGACACCCUUUGCAAAAUCCAACAAUAUUUCGUCAUCUGGUUGGCAAGUUGAACUAUCUCACUAAUACUUGCCCGGACCUUUCUUUUGCAGUCCUUACACUCAGUCAAUACAUUCAAAGACCCUAUAAGUCUCAUUUCUCUGCUGCCUUACGAGUGCUCAAAUAUUUGGGUUAUGAUCCAGGACAAGGAAAUCUUCUCUCAGCAGAACACCCAUUCUCCUUGCUUGCAUUUUGCGAUACUGAUUGGGCCUCUUGCAAGGAUUCUAGGAGGUUCGUAAGUGGAUUCUUCAUCACACUAGGAGGAGCACCUAUUUCCAGGAAAUCAAAGAAAUAA
Messenger RNA from Nicotiana tabacum (common tobacco), 946 nucleotides. The record is from RefSeq and is a predicted model, not a curated record. Lineage: Eukaryota; Viridiplantae; Streptophyta; Magnoliopsida; Solanales; Solanaceae.